GAAAAGGAAGGCAGAUGAUGUUGAUGGUGAAGCAGCCUCCAAGAAACAGAAGAAAGAAGAUGACAAACUCGAGAUGAAACUGAAGGAGCAAAGCCAGCUGAUCUGGGGAAUUAAGGACAGACUGAAGAAAUAUUGCUCUGUCAAUGACAUGAAGGAACUGCUUAUUGCUAACAACCAGGAAGUGCCCUCUGGGGAGUCAAAUAUUUUAGACUGCCUAUCAGAUUGCAUGGCCUUUGGGUCUCUGAAGCCUUGUGAAACAUGCAAAGGGCAGUUUGUGUUUAAGAGUGAUGCGUACUACUGCACUGGAAACAUCUCCGCAUGGACCAAGUGUGUAUUCAAGACCCAGAUGCCUGAUCGCAAAAACUGGGUCACUCCUAAGGAGUUCAGUGAAAUUCCGUUUCUGAAGAAGUUUAAGUUUAAGAGACAGGACCGUGUCUUCCCCAAAGAGGUCCCCAUUGCAGCCCCCAUCCCCUCAUCCACUGCUGCUACAGCCACUCCUAGCAUGUCCACUGCCACCAGUAAUAACCUCACUGAGGUGCCUGCAGAUAAGCCUCUGUCAGGACUGAAGCUUUUGGCUGUGGGGAAACUCCGUAAGAACAAAGAUGAGCUGAAAGCUGCAGUAGAAGAACUGGGUGGAAAAAUCACAGGCACCGCCAACAAAGCAGCUCUCUGCCUCAGCAGCAAGAAGGAGAUUGAGAAAAUGAGUAAGAAGAUGGAGGAAGUGAGGGACGCAGGUGUGCGUGUGGUGGCAGAGGACUUCCUUGCUGACAUCAAGGAGUCUGGCAAGGCCCUUCAGGAGCUCAUCUCCCUGCAUGGCAUCUCCCCCUGGGCGGCUGAAGUUAAAGUCGAGUCCCAGGCUGGAGCUGUGGCCUCCAAGUCCACUGGAGCUCAUUCCUCAAAGAGCGAAGAAGGUAGAAGGAAGGAAGAAGGUGGAAGCAAAUCAAAGAAAAUUAAACUGACAGUGAAAGGCGGAGCAGCUGUAGAUCCAGACUCUGGUCUGGAGAACUGCGCUCAUGUACUGGAUCAGAAUGGGAAGAUUUACAGUGCCACACUGGGUCUUGUGGACAUCGUCAGGGGGACAAACUCAUACUACAAACUGCAGCUGCUGGAAGAUGAUGUAAAGAAACAGUACUGUGUGUUCAGGUCAUGGGGUCGAGUUGGAACCACCAUUGGGGGAAACAAACUGGACAAGUUUUAUGACAGGAAUGCAGCCAUGGAAAAUUUUAGCAGUGUUUAUGAGGAGAAGACUGGGAAUUCCUGGACCUCCACCAGCUUCACCAAAUACCCGAACAAGUUUUACCCUCUUGAGAUUGACUAUGGACAGGACGAAGAGGCUGUAAAGAAGCUAACUGAAAGUGCAGGUCUCAAAUCCCAGCUGGCCAAACCCGUCCAAGACCUCAUCAGAAUGAUCUUUGAUGUGGAGAGCAUGAAGAAAGCCAUGGUUGAGUUUGAGAUUGACCUGCAAAAGAUGCCUUUGGGAAAACUCAGUAAGCGACAGAUCCAGAGUGCCUAUUCCCUCCUGAGUGAGGUCCAGCAGGCUGUUGCAGAUAAUGCUUCCCAAUCACUGAUCUUAGACCUGUCCAAUCGCUUCUACACACUGAUACCACAUGACUUCGGCAUGAAGAAGCCACCACUGUUGAGUAACCUGGACUACAUACAGCAAAAAGUGCAAAUGCUGGACAAUCUGUUGGACAUUGAGGUGGCCUACAGCUUGCUACGGGGCGAAGUAGAGGACAAUAAGAAAGAUCCCAUUGACAUCAACUAUGAGAAGCUCAAAACCGAAAUUGAGGUGGUUGAUAAAUCUUCCGAUGAGGCUCGGCUUAUCAUUGAAUAUGCGAAGAACACACAUGCUGCUACUCACAAUACCUACACACUCGAGGUUGAGGAGAUCUUUAAGAUCAACAGGGAGGGUGAGUAUCAUCGUUACCGCCCCUUCAAAGAUUUACCAAAUCGACAGCUGUUAUGGCACGGCUCCCGCGCCACCAACUACGCUGGUAUCCUGUCUCAGGGACUACGUAUCGCUCCUCCCGAGGCUCCUGUGACAGGUUACAUGUUUGGCAAAGGUUUAUACUUUGCUGACAUGGUGUCAAAGAGCGCCAACUACUGUCACACCUCCCAGGCUGAUCCAGUUGGUCUCAUUCUGUUAGGAGAGGUUGCCCUUGGAAGCAUGCAUGAACUGAAGAAAGCCUCGCAUAUUACAAAGUUACCAAAGGGUAAACACAGUGUGAAAGGUUUGGGAAGAACUGCUCCAGACCCAAGAGCCACCAUUUCAAAGAAUGGAGUGGAAAUUCCUUUGGGCAAAGGCAUCAAUACAAAUAUUGAUGACACAAGUCUGCUCUACAAUGAGUAUAUUGUGUACGAUGUUGGUCAGGUUAACCUGAAAUACCUGCUGAAGAUUCGUUUCAACUACCAAACCUCUCUCUGGUGAGAUAACGGGUCAUGUCUCUCUGGACAGGUUUCAGAACACCUCUGGAGCCCUCUGCUACACCUUUAGUGCCAUGAGCAAGCAGCCGUUGUUUUGGCAAGUUAUUAAAUCAGUUAUUUAGCGCUUCUUCAGCAACAGUCCAAGCUGCUCUUGUCUGUUAGUUUGGAGUAAGUUAAAGGGAUAGUUCCCCCCAAAAAAAGAAAACAAAGAAGAUUUUUAGAAGAAUAUUUCAUCUCUGUAGGUCCAUACAAUACAAGUGAAUGGAUACCAAAACUUUGAAGCUCUAAAAAGAAAAAAAAGUCCAUGUCUUCUAAAGCAAUCCAAUUGGUUUUGAGUGAACACAGACCAAAAUAUAACUAUAACUUUUUUACUAUAAAUCUUGACUUCAGCAGUCUUCUUGGCGAUCAUGGCACCAUUUAGCACUCUGCGUAUGUGUCAAGCAUUAGGAAGUGUAAUCGAGCUUGAAAUCAUAAUCAUGUGUAGAGACUGCAGCUUUAAGAUGUACAGUGAAAAAGGAGUAAUAUUUGUGUCUGUUCUCACCCAAAACUGAUUAGAUCACUUAAUACAAGGAUUAAACCACUGGAGUCGUAUGGAUUACUUUUAUGCUGCUUUGUGUGGAUUUUUUUUAGCUUUUUGUAUCCAUUCACUUGUAUUGUAUGGACCUACAAAGCUGAAAUUUUCUUCUAAAAAUCUUUGUGUUAGCAGAAGAAAAAGUCAUACAAAUGGGAUGUUGUGAGGGUGAAUGAGAGAAUUUUCAUUUUUGGGGGAACUAUUACAAGUGGCUUUUUCAAAAUAUUCAAUUGCUAUCACAAACUAACUUUUCUUUUUUUUUUUUCUUUUUUUU
This is a messenger RNA of Xyrauchen texanus (razorback sucker), 3269 nucleotides long. Its product is annotated as poly [ADP-ribose] polymerase 1. Lineage: Eukaryota; Metazoa; Chordata; Actinopteri; Cypriniformes; Catostomidae. The record is from RefSeq and is a predicted model, not a curated record. The transcript is spliced from 19 exons. The annotation marks the transcript as partial. Gene Ontology annotation, molecular function: NAD+ poly-ADP-ribosyltransferase activity; zinc ion binding.